Molecule: messenger RNA, 1374 nt
Organism: Lolium rigidum
Lineage: Eukaryota; Viridiplantae; Streptophyta; Magnoliopsida; Poales; Poaceae
Product: protein JASON-like
Exons: 7
Coding region: 1-1374 (457 amino acids)
Biological process (GO): male meiosis II
Source: RefSeq, a predicted model, not a curated record
AUGUGCGGGUGCGCGGCGGCGAUCGCGCGGGCGGUCGUGGACUUCCUCGACGCCGUCCUCGUCGCCUGCUUCCGCUCCUGGUUCCGCACCGGCCCCGUCGCGGCCCACCGGGAUCCGCCCGUGCACAGGGAUCGGCUCGGAGGGGUGCUCUCGGACGAGGAGAAAGGUUUUGGAACGAGCAAAGGGUCGGACGAGCAUUUGGGAGAUGAUCGUGGCAUCGACAAUCAGCUCAGGCAAGAGACAGCACAUGUCUCAUUUUUUAUUCCUUGGAGAAGACGUAAAUUGAUUUUCCAUGUUUCUCUUAAAUCUACCCUGGCAGAUUACCUCAAGUUAUGUGGCACAAUAUCUCAAACCCCGGCUGAACUCCAAAAUGCUUCACCUGAUAUUAAUUUGGAAAUCGCUAAUGAGGUGGGGAAAAUAUCUGGAAUAGGAGCAACAUCAGUAUCUGAAUUUAAUUCAUCUGAAUGCUUCAAAUGUGAGGAGGAUCAUACUUUGAUGACUGAAAUUGAAGUUCCACGAGUUGAAUCAGUUGAUUCGGUUCCUCAAUCAGUUCUCCGUGAGAAGUCGCCAUUUUGGAGCAUCAAAAACAGGUUUUCUGGUUCCAGUGGCUCACCCUGCCCGACACCUUUGGUUCUCAGCGAUGAUAUGCAGACGCCUGGAACAAUUUAUACUUCACAUACAGGGUCUUCUAUGUCUAGAAAGCGUGUGCGCACCCGCAAACAGUUUGUCUAUCCUGUCUUGAGACCCAUAGAGAACAGGCUUCAUCCGAUGGAACUGACAGGAGAUUCUCUACCAAUGCUUCCCUCGAAUACGCCUAGACAGAUAAAUUCGAGAGCAGAUUAUGUCAAGAAACCGCACAAGACCUCUUCAAAUUCAGUGGCUAAGGUGGGAUUUUCAAAAUCUCCACCAAUCUGUUUUCCCAAUGAGAAUGCUCUGUGCCAAGAAAAAGAAACACACUCUCCUGAGGAGUUGAAGUACCAAAUCAGCAGCCCAAAGUCUAAUUCGGAUGAAAAGCAUGCUGCAUUGAGCCUGGCUCACUGGCUUAAACCUCCAUCCCCAGAAGGUGAGAAUCAAGGUGCUGUCCGUUCACCAGCUUCCGACAAAUUGCAUGAUGAGAACGCACCUAUGAUGAGUCCUGUCUUUACAUCAGCUUCUGAAAUGAACACAGAUGUUGAGAAUCCUAGUCCAGAAUUAUGCAAGGCAUGGGAUGGCAACUGCAUUCCAAACACAACUACUAAGUACAAGGAGGAUCAGAAGGUCAGCUGGCAUGCCACACCAUUCGAGGAAAGGUUGCUGAAGGUUCUAUCUGAUGAACCUAACCCUCCAAGAAAACUUAUCAGAGGAAACCUGUUCCAUGUCGAGGAAACUUGCUAG